Messenger RNA from Puntigrus tetrazona (Sumatra barb), 5362 nucleotides. It is a transcript of the gene extl3, whose product is annotated as exostosin-like glycosyltransferase 3. The transcript is spliced from 6 exons. The record is from RefSeq and is a predicted model, not a curated record. The coding region runs from base 617 to 3370 and encodes 917 amino acids. Lineage: Eukaryota; Metazoa; Chordata; Actinopteri; Cypriniformes; Cyprinidae. Gene Ontology annotation, cellular component: membrane. Gene Ontology annotation, molecular function: glycosyltransferase activity.
CGCGCACGCGCGAAACGCCGCUGCUGUCUGCUGGAGCGCUACGCGUUUUGCUGCACCUCUGAGACGGAGCAUUUUCAGUAGCCGUUUACCGGGCCGUUUUUGUCCAUUACCGACACCACGCACACGCGGAAGAACUGAACUUCUUGAGCACCGACGCCCGUUCUGAUGGAUUUAUUCUGAGAUUAAACACCGUUGGAUGGGAUGCAGUAUCUUUAGGAGUUUAUGACACACUGGCAAAUUCAUGAGUACCAACUAUGGAACAGUGACUGGAGCGUGAUGAUACAAAUAAAAAUGCAGAUCAGCCAUGCCUUCAUUGCUGAUCUCCAGCAAGGGUACUUCUGGGACUCUCCCUCUUCUCUUGGAUAGUUUGAAUUUCAACAUACAUAAUACCGCACACAAGACCAUAUUGUUUAUGGACGAUAUCAUUCUAUCACAAGAAAGAUGAAAUUUCCUUUUAUUAGGAGGCCCAAUUAAAACAAAGACACAUAAGUUACAAACUCCGAAAAGGGGUUAAACUGAAAGUGAGUACAGUACAGAUGAGGUUGCAUUAUGGCAGCUGAAUCUCCUCAACAGCUGCAUUCACAUAUUUGGUUUGGAGGAGAGUGAUAGGUGAACGAUGCAGCGAAGCGGAGGCAUCGUCGGGAACAGCGGUCAGCCAUGGGUACUGCGGCGAGUCCGGCUCACGUGGCUCAGUUUCAUGCUUUUCUUCAUCCUGGUCUUCUUUCCUCUCAUUGCACAUUACUACCUCACCACAAUCGAUGAAGCAGGGGGACCAGAUAAGCGCAUUUUUGGGCCAAGACCUGGAGGAGAGCUGUGUGAAGCGAAGCACGUUCAAGACCUGUGUCGUAUUCGGGAGUCCGUCAGCGAGGAGCUUCUGCAGCUUGAGGCAAAGCGUCAAGAGCUCAAUGGCGAGAUAGCCCGACUCAACCUACGCAUUGAGGCAUGUAAACGUAGUAUUGACAGUGCCAAACAGGACUUGCUACAGCUCAAAAAUGUUAUUAGCCAGACAGAGCACUCUUACAAGGAACUUAUGGCUCAAAACCAGCCCAAACUGUCAUUGCCGGUUAGACUUUUACCAGACAAGGAUGAUCCUGGAUUCCCUCCUCCGAAGUCAUCCAAAAACUGUCGUUUGCAUACUUGUUUUGAUUACGCUAGAUGUCCACUUACAUCUGGCUUCCCUGUCUAUGUUUAUGACACAGGAUCAUAUCCUUGGGGUGAGAAAUUGGACCCUCUUGUCAAACAAGCCUUUGCCUCAUCUGUCAAAAGCAGUGUGUAUGUGACCGAUAAUCCUAACAUUGCCUGUCUGUACAUAGUGCUUGUUGGUGAAAUACAAGAAUCACCUUCCUCUCCUCCUGCCUUGCCCUUAGACCUUGAAAAGCAGCUAAAGGCCUUGCCGUAUUGGAGGUUGGACGGCCACAACCACCUGCUUGUGCACCUUUCAAGAAAGUCUCUGACACAGAACUUCCUAUACAAUGUGAGCACAGGACGAGCAGCAGUGGCACAGUCUACCUUUUUUGAACGUCAAUAUAGAGAAGAUUUUGACAUGGUGGUGUCUCCUCUAGUCCAUGCUCUGUCUGAGCCAAACUUUCUAGAGGUGCCUCCGCAAGUCCCAGUCAAGAGGAAGUACCUCUUCACCUUUCAGGGAGAAAAGGUGGAGUCUUUGAGGAGCAGCUUGCUUGAAGCCCCACCACAGUCCUUUGAAGAGGAAAUGGAAGGGGAUCCACCAGCUGACUAUGAUGAUCGCAUUAUUGGCACUCUUAAGGCUGUACAGGACAGUCACCUAGACCAAGUUCUUGUGGAGUUCACUUGCAAAAAUCAGCCCAAGCCGAGUUUACCAACAGAGUGGGCAUUGUGUGGGGAGCGUGAGGAUCGUUUAGAAGUACUGAAGGUCUCUACAUUUGCCUUGGUGAUAUCUCCAGGCGAUGGCCAAUUGGUGGCCUCUGCUGGCUGUAGCAUGAGACUUUUUGAGGCUUUGGAAGUUGGGGCGAUACCGGUGGUGCUUGGCGAUCACUCAAAGCUGCCCUACCAUCACCUUAUACGCUGGAAUGAGGCAGUCAUUAUGGUACCCAAGCCUCGCAUAACGGAGCUGCACUUUCUGUUGCGUAGCAUCUCAGAUAAUGACCUUCUGGCCAUGCGACGGCAGGGUCGGUUUCUUUGGGAGACAUACUUCUCCACCUCAGAGAGCAUCUUUAGCACCAUCCUGGCUAGCGUACGAACCAGCAUCCAGAUACCAGCAGCACCUAUACGUGAGGAGCCUGCCCAGGAGAUUCCCCACAAAGCUGGAAAGUUGGCAGGAACUGAUGCCAACAUGGCUGAUAAUGGUGACUUAGAUCUUGGGCCUGUUGAAGUAGAGCCACCUUAUGCUUCGCCACGCUUCUUGCGUAACUUCACCUACACAGCUGCUGAUGUUUACCGCACUUGGAAUCGUGCGCCUGGCCCUUUCCAUCUAUUCCCACAUACUCCCCUGGACCCCGUACUUCCUUCAGAAGCCAAGUUUCUUGGAUCAGGGACUGGUUUCCGCCCUAUUGGCGGAGGUUCUGGGGGAUCUGGUAAAGAGUUUCAGGCUGCUCUAGGAGGUAACGUCCCACGGGAGCAGUUUACUGUGGUCAUGCUUACUUAUGAAAGGGAGGAGGUUCUUAUGAACUCGUUGGAGAGACUGAAUGGCCUUCCUUAUCUCAACAAAGUGGUGGUAGUAUGGAAUUCCCCCAAACCACCUUCAGAUGAUCUCCUCUGGCCAGACAUCGGUCUACCAAUUGUGGUGGUACGCACAGAAAAGAACAGCUUAAACAAUCGCUUCCUUCCCUGGGAUGCAGUCGAGACUGAGGCUAUUUUGUCUAUUGAUGAUGAUGCCCAUCUUCGACACGAUGAAAUUAUGUUUGGGUUCAGGGUGUGGCGGGAGGCCAGAGACCGAAUUGUGGGAUUCCCGGGAAGGUUCCAUGCCUGGGAUGUAAAUCACCAAUCUUGGCUCUACAAUUCCAACUACUCCUGUGAGCUCUCCAUGGUGCUGACGGGUGCGGCCUUCUUCCACAAGUAUUACGCGUACCUCUAUUCGUACGUCAUGCCUCAAGCCAUACGCGACAUGGUGGACGAGUACAUCAACUGUGAGGAUAUCGCCAUGAACUUCCUUGUGUCUCAUAUCACUCGCAAACCCCCUAUCAAGGUGACGUCGCGGUGGACCUUCCGCUGUCCCGGCUGUCCGCAGGCUCUUUCGCACGACGAUUCGCACUUCCAUGAGCGUCACAAGUGCAUCAACUUCUUUGUAAAAGUCUACGGAUACAUGCCGCUGUUAUACACUCAGUUCAGAGUGGACUCCGUACUCUUUAAGACGCGGUUGCCCCACGACAAGACGAAGUGUUUUAAAUUCAUUUAGAGGAUCUGAGGACGGAAAAGCACAGACUCAAGACGGUCUCUCUCUGGGAACGUGAAGGGAAUUAAAGCUUCUUGUAAAUAUCAGAGGAUUUCACUUUGAACCCGCCUUCCUUGAAGUCGAGGGAGAACGAUUAGAGUUUUUAACGUUGUGCGUGAUUCAUCAGCAACCACUACAGGCUUUAUUUGCACCACUUUUCACGGGAAGUCUGGGACAGGGACGCGUCAAUGGACGUCGAGUUACACGUUAUGGACCGCCGUAGGAUGUUUUUGAUGACGUAUCUGAGAAUUACGGGAGAGUCGAAAUGACGACAUGUCUAAAAUGAUUCGUGUAUUUUCUUUGCAUAUACCUGUUUGAAACGCACUGAUGGUCAUGUUGUUGUUUCGUUUGUUCGUUUAACUCGUGUGUGCUUUUCGUGUGCGUGUGAAUGGCUGUGUGUGUCGUUCCGUAGGUUGAUGCUGACUAAGCAUCAUUAACCCCCGUCAAAUAUUUGUUGAUCAUCAGUAAGAAUAGCACAAGAUAACUGCUUAGGAAUAGCACCAAAUCAAGCUGUUACACGUUCUCAUGCCUGCAAUCAUACGAGAAAACAAAAGGUCUGUAUGUAACCUGUUCCGUACACUUGUGGAAUAACGGAUCCAUCUUAACGCCUGGAAAAUCGUGACUGGCUCAUGUGUUGCGUGUCAUUUUAAUGAUGUUCAAUGAUUUCACGAGCGAAAAUCCAGGUCAUGUUUAAUCAUAUAUUUUUUUUUAUAAAGAAAAACCUUUUUUUGUUCAGCGUUUGGCUGUUUUUUGAAUUACAGCAACCGAUUUCUCAUUUUGGCAAAUAUUUCCCUUUUUAAAAAUGACAAGUCAUUUUUAUGAGUUCUCACUACUAUAACCCAAAAAACCUCAGUAAUGCGCCUCAUUUUUCGGGUUCACGUCAUGUUAAAUGCAAUGCAGCAAAUAUUACUAUGAAAUAUUCAAAUGUAUAUGUUUUAAAUAUUUUAUUUUUUCUAAAUGCCAAUGAUGGUAAGUUUAUUUGAUUACGUUAGGGAGAUUAUUACAAAAAAAAAAAUGCUUUAUUGUCAUGAAAAUGUCAAUCUGGUCCCAAAGUAAUUAGUCAAUUAAUACAUUUUUUCUUAAUGCAUAUUAUUUUUUAUUUUGUUUUGGUUUUGUGGUGAAAUGUGACCUGGACGUGUUCUUGACUGCGUCAUGUGUGAAUGUGUUUGUGUGUCGUCUGUGAAAUGCGUGGAUUCGAAUGGCAAGCAUGGUUUCAGGUUGUGAGGAAGAUAGCGGUGUAGUUCCUCUUUGCUCUGUAAACGGUACGUGUCUCUUUUCUGUGCCGGGAUGUUACCUGAGGCUCCUUCUGCUGAGCUGAUUUCACCCUUCAUUUGGAAAAUCUGAGAUGCCUUUGAGAACGCUGAGCUUGACAGUUUAAUGUUUAAUUCAUGACAGCUGUCUUGACAUGUUUGACAGGUACAUUUAGGAAAAUGGCUCUGAAAUUGUAAAUUUAAUGAGUUUUAUUUUUUAAAAACACAAAAAUGUGGCUUUGUUCCCCUUAGAAUAGAAAUAUGAAUUUUUUUUUUUUUUUUUUUUUUUUUGUUUGGUAACAUGCCCAUGUUUGUAUUGUGUAUAAAUCUAUUGAACAGGCUUUAAUGUUUUAUUAUUUUUUUAAUUAUGGUGAAAGCCGUAUGGCCUUUGGGAUCGGACAAAAACUGACGAUAUAAACUAUUGGUAGUAAAGUGUUGAAUGCCAGCAAACAUUAUAACUGACAACUUCUUCAACCACACUAAUAAACCAGCCAGUGUCAUCAUCUCUUUCCUCGUGGUGAAGAUCUCAAUCAAUUGCUUUGAAAUGAAUGAUUUGUGUCGUUGAUUCAUCGUAUGAAAUUUUGCUAUAGGUUUAAUUGUGUUUGUGUUCACUGAGGAACGAGGUAAAAUGAGAAAUUGUAAAAUGGUUAACCAGUAGUUUAACUAUAAGAAAGAAAUCCUUGAAAUAAAAUGUUAACUAAAAUAA